Molecule: messenger RNA, 1800 nt
Organism: Capra hircus (goat)
Lineage: Eukaryota; Metazoa; Chordata; Mammalia; Artiodactyla; Bovidae
Gene: SLC17A1
Product: solute carrier family 17 member 1
Exons: 13
Coding region: 142-1548 (468 amino acids)
Biological process (GO): monoatomic anion transport; transmembrane transport
Molecular function (GO): transmembrane transporter activity
Source: RefSeq, a predicted model, not a curated record
UUUAAGUGGCUGAAAUUAGCAAAUCCAGAAAUUCAAUAUUUUUUAAUUCUUCACAGGGCAAAAAGGAAUCGCUUUUCUGUCCUAAAUCAGGGGAUAGAAAACAAACCCUUCAGCAAGAAGAAAAACAACCAUAACACCAUUAUGCAAGUGGAUAACCAGGUCUCUCCAAGGAAAGUUCCAUAUUUCUGUUCCAUUCGUUAUGGAAUCGCUGUCUUCCUGCUCCUCUGUAAUGUUAUAAUAAUGUCACAGCGUGUGUGUAUGAGCCUCACAAUGAUAGCCAUGGUGAACAGCACGGAGCCACAUGGUUUGUCCAACACCUCCACAAAGGAGCUCCAGGAUAACAUAAAGAACCCUGUGUAUAACUGGAGCACUGAAAUCCAGGGGAUCAUGUUAAGUUCCAUCUUCUAUGGUGUACUCAUCAGCCAAAUUCCUGCAGGAUAUUUAUCUGGAAUAUACUCUUUAAAGAAAAUGAUUGGUUUUGCAUUACUUUUCAGCUCUCUAUUUACCCUGCUCCUCCCACUGGCAGCUGAAUUUGGAGAAAUUUUGGUUAUUAUAUGCCGAGUAAUCAAGGGAAUGUUCCAGGGGAUAACUUUAACAACUCAGCAAGUAAUAUGGAUCAAGUGGGCUCCUCCCUUGGAACUAGGCCGACUUACUGCUCUGAGUUUGUCAGGACUUCUACUAGGACCCUGCAUUGUCCUGCUUAUCACUGGAUUCAUCUGUGACUCCCUGGGAUGGCCCAUGGUCUUUUAUAUUUUUGGUGCUUGUGGCUGUGCCUUAAGUGUUCUCUGGUUCAUUCUGUUUUAUGAGGACCCAAAGGACCACCCAUAUAUAAGCAUCAGAGAGAAGGAAUACAUCACAUCCGCUCUCACCCAGCAGGUCAGCUCAAGUACACUCAUCAAAGUGCCCAUCAAAGCUAUGCUGAAGUCUACUCCACUCUGGGUCAUUUCCCUCUGUAAUUUUGCUUUUUUCUGGUCAAAUACCUUCCUGAGUAUUUAUACGCCAAUAUAUAUUGACUACAAGCUUCGUGUUGAUGUAAAAGAGAAUGGGCUGCUGUCUUCCCUCCCCCAUUUGUUUGCCUGGAUUUUUGGUGUCCUAGCAGGUUAUAUGGCAGACAUCUUCCAGACAAGGAAUACUUUCAGUCUAGUCACCAUCCGGAAACUCUUCACCUCACUAGGACUUCUCCUGCCUUCCCUCUUCAGCCUCUGCCUGCUUUACCUGAGUUCCAACUUCUAUGCCACUAUAAUUUUCCUGAUACUUGCUAAUUCAACAGGAAGCUUUGCUAUGGGUGGACUAAUGAUAAACGUCUUGGAUAUCGCCCCUAGAUAUUAUGGAUUUCUUAGAGGAGUUACAAAUGUAAUUGGACUAACAGGAGGACUCAUUGCUUCCACUGUGACUGGAAUCAUCCUUAGUGAGGAUGCAGAAUCUCCCUGGCUUAAAAUCUUCCUCCUGAUGAUAGCCAAUAACAUGAUAAGCCUAAUCUUCUACCUUAUAUUUGGUAAAGCAGAAGUUCAAGACUGGGCUAAAGAAAGACAAAACACCUAUCUCUGAAGAAGCCUUGUUUUUAGGUAUAAAAGAUCUCUCAUUGGAUGAGACAUUGGCUCCCCUAAGACCAAGGUAUCUCCCAUGUAAUUUGGUGGUUCAUUACCUGAAGAUGAAGUGUGUCCUGUUGACUGUGAACGGUCCUUGGAUGGUCCCUGGGAGCUACAUUUGGAAGUCUCACUCAUCUCUGAUAUUUCCUAUAUCAGAGGUAAAUGUUUCUCCUGCUAUCCUCUACCUAUAUUAAAGGCUUACAUAAGCAUA